CUUCGCUGAAAUAUGGCAGCGAGUAUAUUGGACAGCAACGGUACGAAAGAAAACAACAGCGGAUCUCAUUAUGAAGGAGCUGAAAAAUUGUUAGAGGUAUGGUGGAAGGCGUCUACACACCCUAAGGCUAAUUUAAGGAACAUACCGAGGAGCAAACUUGAACGACUUUUACAGAAAGUAAAAUGUGAAAUAAUCAGUCAAAUGAAAACCGUAGACCAGGAUGCAUAUGUAUUAAGUGAAAGCAGCAUGUUUGUUUCCAAUAGAAGAUUUAUUCUAAAAACCUGUGGUACAACAACCUUACUCUAUGCCAUGGAGGAUAUCUUACAGCUCGCUAAAGAACUUGGAUUUGAAGAAGUUGAG
Saccoglossus kowalevskii is the source of this 360-nucleotide messenger RNA. RefSeq names its product S-adenosylmethionine decarboxylase proenzyme-like. Gene Ontology annotation, biological process: spermine biosynthetic process; spermidine biosynthetic process. The record is from RefSeq and is a predicted model, not a curated record. Gene Ontology annotation, cellular component: cytosol. Gene Ontology annotation, molecular function: adenosylmethionine decarboxylase activity. Lineage: Eukaryota; Metazoa; Hemichordata; Enteropneusta; Harrimaniidae.